Oncorhynchus mykiss (rainbow trout) is the source of this 2871-nucleotide messenger RNA. Lineage: Eukaryota; Metazoa; Chordata; Actinopteri; Salmoniformes; Salmonidae. The record is from RefSeq and is a predicted model, not a curated record.
GAGUAGACCGGAAGCGUGCUGUCUGCUGAAAUAAGGAAGAGAACGAGGCAACUGAGCAGUGGAGGGAGAGAGUAACCGUCUUGUUUUGCACAACUUUCCUCCAAAUUCUUAGCAAUUUGCUUAUUCAUCUUCAAUAGACAACUGGAACCAUCACCCAUACAUUUUGCUUAAAGGGAAAAUCCUACUUGUAUUCAUCUUGUUGGAACUGCCUUUCGAACCUAUAGCAUUUACUUUAGCCGCUAUCUAGCUAACGACGCUGUCUCACUGUGUCCAUUGACACAUCGAGGUGAAAACUUUGAUUUACAAUUUUUAGGCUAGUCUAUGAUUCAUUCGCCAUAGUUUUCAAUCGAACUACUUGACGUUGUUAUGCACAUUACAUUUGUCUGCCGGUAAGAAUUAAUUUAGACUAAGCUGACAACAGUGUUGAGUAACGUUAGAUUGAAAGAAACGAAGCUCUGUUCUAAUUUCCAGUUUGGACUCGUUGGCGGGGCGUUGGUUUGUCUGUUCGGGAAAACAUCGCAUCGGGAACGACGUUUGCCAGCUUGCAACCAAUCCAACUGGAACGACUGACGUUAGCAUCCUGCACGAGCUAGUUAUUAGAAACUCGUUUUCAAAUCUUUGCAAGUUAGCUAACAAAUUAAGUCGACUGAAGAAAAUGGCCAAUAGCAUCGAGGCAGUGAAGCGAAAAAUUAAAGUUUUGCAGCAACAGGCGGAUGAAGCCGAGGAAAGAGCUGAGACUUUGCAAAGACAGGUUGAAGAGGAGAAGCGGUCAAGGGAACAGGCUGAGGCUGAGGUGGCCUCUCUGAACAGGCGUAUCCAGCUGGUUGAGGAGGAGUUGGACAGGGCCCAGGAGAGACUGGCCACCGCUCUGCAGAAACUGGAGGAAGCAGAGAAAGCUGCAGAUGAGAGCGAGAGGGGUAUGAAGGUGAUUGAGAACAGGGCCUCCAAGGAUGAGGAGAAGAUGGAGAUGCAGGAGAUCCAGCUGAAGGAGGCCAAGCACAUCGCUGAGGAGGCUGACCGCAAGUAUGAGGAGGUGGCUCGUAAGCUGGUGAUCAUUGAGGGUGAUCUGGAGCGUACAGAGGAGAGGGCGGAGCUGGCCGAGGGCAACGCCCGGAGGUUGGAGGAGCAGCUGAGGGGUUUCGACCAAUCACUGAAGAGCCUGCAGGCCUCUGAGGACAAGUACUCCCAGAAAGAGGACAAGUAUGAGGAGGAGAUCAAGAUCCUGACCGACAAACUCAAAGAGGCUGAAACCCGUGCUGAGUUUGCUGAGAGAUCAGUGGCCAAACUGGAAAAGACCAUUGAUGACCUGGAAGAUGAGCUCUAUGCACAGAAAUUGAAGUACAAAGCCAUUAGUGAGGAGUUGGACCAUGCCCUCAAUGACAUGACCUCCAUAUGCGCUAGCCAACGCCAAGGAGGAGAAUGUCAACAUCCACGCCACCCUGGACAAGACCCUGGAGGACCUCAACAGCUUCUGAGUGGCUACUGGCCCCUCCACCACCUCUUACUGCUCCACCCCCUCACCUCUGGCCCUGUCUCUCUGUCUGUGCUGGCUGACUGUUUAGCGUGGGGGGGGAUGUUCAUUGUUUUUGGUGAAGGUAGCACUUUCUUCAGUCCACACCUAGCCAAAUGUUUCUCCCCAGUAGACCAAAAUGGCUGACCGCCCCUCCCACAUUCCACCCCAGUAUCUGCGGAUGCUCUCUGGAUGAGCACCCCCCCCCCCUUAUUUUUUUUAUAGCCUCUUCAUAGCUUUCUUUUAGUCUUAAAAGGGCAACAUUUACUCAAGCACCCACAUCUUAAGUGUCUCACAGGUUUCUAAUAUUCACAUUCCAGCUUAGGUGUGUUUUGAGGCCAUUCCUAUGAUCUUUCUUUGGCUGCUAGCUGUUUUAGCCGUAAGCGUUUUAAAUACAUCGAGGCUUUUCUCUCUUUCUGAUAACCCUUGUUACGGGGAUAUUUGGUGUCCACUGGGACACAUAUGAAGGUGGCGAGGGUAAUAACUCUUACCUAAUUAUUUCUCCCUUUUGGAAUGGGACCACCAUUUUGAUCAUAAACUCUCCCUCUGUUAUCCCCAUCAACCACUUGCCCUACCAACAUAUCGCCUCAAACUCUUGUCCCCCUCUAACCACUCACCUUCUGCUGGAACAUCCUUACACAAGCACUGCUUUUCUACUGUGCCAAUGCCCAGAGGGUCCACAACUGUGCUACCUUUUGUCAAGUAUUUUGUGUUAAUUUACAAGUAAGGGCUGGGGGGGGUGACAUGUUUAUUUCUUAAAAGGGAGAAGUGUUUUGUUUAGUUGCAUGACAUUUGUAUUUUUGUUUUUAUCUGGAGUCAUUUUCCAAAAAAGGGCCAAUGUCACAAGUUACUGUAAACUGAAUGUUUUUUUUCCCCCCAGUUAACUUCCCCCUUCAAGAUCAGGAAAUGUAAUUGUGAAUGAGUUGUAGGUCAUUGAAGGGAUAUAAAUGUUGUAUAGCUUCAGACAGAAUUGAAUGCAGAUAUUCUAGCCAAUUGCAGCUGUAGACCUCUAAACUAAUUGUUAUUUUUCCCAAUAAGAUGUGGGGGAGGGGAGUGAUCAGCCAAUCACUACGCAUUCCACUGCCAAAAUGGAAGCAUAGGGGCCAAUGAAUAGGGAGAAGGGACACAAGGGUAUUAUCUAAACUUAUCAGUAUAGGCAACUUUUUUUUCUGCAAAUGAAGUGAACUGCAAACCUUAUAAAAUGUAAAGAAAUAAAAAGUAAAAUAUUGCAUCAAGUUUAACUGGAAAUUCACUCGACGCCAAGGGUGUAAACAUUGUGUUAUCAGUAAUGUUUUCAUUGUAAUAAUUAUGACACACAAAUGGACACCAUUUAAAAAAUAAAGAACCACGAUUUGUAUUGA